AUGGCAUCCGCAUCGAGCAGGAGUUGCUUCGCUGUUUCAAAGAACAUUCCUGUCAUUGAUGGCAUUACUCAAGAACAAGUAGAACAGUUGAUAGCUGCACGCGCACCCAGUGAACAUCAGUUUGUCGAAAUCAUAAGUGAUAGCGAGAGAACUCUUGGUUCUGCAUAUAAUAUAACUGGAUCACCGAAAAAUGCUAUUUAUUUUAGUGUAGGACAUAAGAUUAUACUUCAAACAGCAGGUGACAUUUGUAAAAGGGUAUCAAAGCUUAGUAUUCUGGUGCCGGUUCACGAAGUUGAUCAAAUAAACCGAAAUCUUCUUGCCGCAUUCAAUUAA
Messenger RNA from Adineta ricciae, 333 nucleotides. NCBI's taxonomy places the organism in Eukaryota, Metazoa, Rotifera, Eurotatoria, Adinetida, Adinetidae. The record is from the annotation of a GenBank genome assembly.